Boleophthalmus pectinirostris (great blue-spotted mudskipper) is the source of this 3543-nucleotide messenger RNA. RefSeq lists its product as uncharacterized. Gene Ontology annotation, molecular function: interleukin-1 receptor activity. The record is from RefSeq and is a predicted model, not a curated record. Gene Ontology annotation, biological process: signal transduction. The transcript is spliced from 17 exons. NCBI's taxonomy places the organism in Eukaryota, Metazoa, Chordata, Actinopteri, Gobiiformes, Gobiidae.
ACGCCCCGCAGCGGCUUCGCAACAGCCCCGCGCGUCAGGAAGUUACGCCACGGGCCGAGAACGCGCCGCGGAGGAAGUGUCACGAGCGCGAUCCCACGGACACAACGAGCCGCGAAGGAGCCGCGAAGGAGCCGUCAAAGAGCCGUGAAGGAGCCCCUGAAAGAGUCGUAAAGGAGCCGCGAUGCUCUCCGGGACCACACAGGUGUGACCACGUGACCGACCGUGGAGAGCUGCACGAGGACAGGUAUGGCUCUGGUCACUCUGGUCCUUCUGGUCUGGACUCUGGUCUGGUCUGGACCGAGCGCCGCUUCACAACACGGCGACUGUAAGAACUUCCGUCUGCAGUUCGAGCGGGUCUUCUCGGUGCCGGGCGAAGUGGCGAUGCUGAACAGCACUCUGCUCUCGCCCUCGUGCCUCAACCUGUCGGCCGAGGCCCCCGACGUCGCCUGGUACCGGCUGGACUCCGACCGGCCGCUCGCCAACCGCAGCGGGCGCCUCCUGGUGGCGGCCGAGACCCUGUGGUUCCUCAACGUCACCCUGGAGGACGCCGGCGAGUACGUGACCGUGGUCAGGACGCCGGGGGGAUGCUGUCGUCAGGAGACCAAACUGAUUGUGGACGUGCCGCGGUCCCCGUGUGGACGUCCCAACAAAGCAGGACAACGUCUGACCAAAGGAGUGACCGACCGCCUGGCCUGUCCCCUCAAAGACUACGUCCACAAACUGUCCAGCUACGGCCUCAACUACUCCAUCACCUGGUUCAAGGGCUGUGAGCGGGUCGUGGACUCUCGGGGUCGGUUCGAGUACUGGGGCACGAGCCUGAAGGUGAAGGGGGUGGAGUCAGGUGACCAGGGCCUGUACACCUGCACCCUGAGCUUCAGCCUGGGCGGAGUCAACGGGAGCGUGUCCGAGACCAUCGACGCCGAGGUCAAAGGAGAUUAUUGUCUUCGUCCUCAAGUGCGAGAACCGGCCAACGACGUGAUCAGAGCCGAUCUGGGGACUCGCCUGGCGAAGCGUUGCCUGGUGUUCGUUCCGUGUGAGGGCACCCUCUCUGCUGGACGUGGACAUGUACUGUUCGAGCGGGUCUUCUCGGUGCCGGGCGAAGUGGCGAUGCUGAACAGCACUCUGCUCUCGCCCUCGUGCCUCAACCUGUCGGCCGAGGCCCCCGACGUCGCCUGGUACCGGCUGGACUCCGACCGGCCGCUCGCCAACCGCAGCGGGCGCCUCCUGGUGGCGGCCGAGACCCUGUGGUUCCUCAACGUCACCCUGGAGGACGCCGGCGAGUACGUGACCGUGGUCAGGACGCCGGGGGGAUGCUGUCGUCAGGAGACCAAACUGAUUGUGGACGUGCCGCGGUCCCCGUGUGGACGUCCCAACAAAGCAGGACAACGUCUGACCAAAGGAGUGACCGACCGCCUGGCCUGUCCCCUCAAAGACUACGUCCACAAACUGUCCAGCUACGGCCUCAACUACUCCAUCACCUGGUUCAAGGGCUGUGAGCGGGUCGUGGACUCUCGGGGUCGGUUCGAGUACUGGGGCACGAGCCUGAAGGUGAAGGGGGUGGAGUCAGGUGACCAGGGCCUGUACACCUGCACCCUGAGCUUCAGCCUGGGCGGAGUCAACGGGAGCGUGUCCGAGACCAUCGACGCCGAGGUCAAAGGAGAUUAUUGUCUUCGUCCUCAAGUGCGAGAACCGGCCAACGACGUGAUCAGAGCCGAUCUGGGGACUCGCCUGGCGAAGCGUUGCCUGGUGUUCGUUCCGUGUGAGGGGCGCCCUCUGCUGGACGUGGACAUGUACUGGUAUGUGUUGGAGUGGAAGUUCGUGGAGAGUGACCCGUCCGAGCGCGUCCACUUCACACCGCAGAGGACGGUGCAGACGUUGGAGGACGGCGUGUGGUUGGAGACGUGGCUCAUCAUCUCUGAGCUUCAGGACGACGACUUCAACCAAACCUACACCUGCAUCACCACCAGCGGCCGAGGGAGCGAGUUCUCCUCCUUCACACUACUGCGUACAGAGCCGGAGCUGUUCCUGCCGCUGGGUCUGGGUCUGGGCUCCUGUCUGCUCCUGCUCCUGCUCUCCGUCUCCGUCUACCACGUCUUCAAAGUCGACCUGGCUCUGUGGACCCGAGCGACCUUCCCCGGACUCUACCGCCGCACAGCGCCUGACGGGAAGUUGUACGACGCGUACGUGGCGUUCCCUCCGACCUGCGGGGGGGGCUGGUCAGACGUGGAGCGUUUCGCCCUCCAGACUUUGCCUCUCGUCCUGGAGGAAAACUGUGGAUUCUCCCUGUUCAUCCCCGGAAGAGACUGUCUCCCCGGACAAGCGGUGGUGGACUCUGUGGAGCAGAACCUUCAGGCGAGUCGCCGCGUCCUCCUGCUCUACGGCGCCUCCACCUUCAGCAAGAGGCGCUGCACCGGCGACAACAACAACACGCUGCUCUCCAGACCCCUGAGCGACCAGACCGACCAGAACCUCCUCCAGUCUGGGACCAAGGAGCACCUCAGCCUCAACACCAGCAAGGACCACCUCAACACCAGCAAGGUCCACCUCAACACCAGCAAGGAACAUCUCAAAACCAGCAAGGACCACCUCAACACCUGCAAGGACCACCUCAACACCAGCAAGGUCCACCUCAACACCUGCAAGGAACAUCUCAACCUCAAAACCAGCAAGGAACAUCUCAGUACCAGCAACUACCACCUCAACACCAGCAAGGACCACCUGAAGACCUCCAAGGAACAUCUCAAUCUGAACACCAGCUUGGACCAUCUCAACUCGGACACCAGCAAGAAACAUCUCGACACCAGCAAGGACCAUCUGAACACCAGCAAGGACCAUCUGAACACCAGCAAGGAACAUCUCAAACUGAACACCAGCUUGGACCACCUCAACCUUAACACCAGCAAAGACCACCUGAACACCAGUAAGGAUGUUUUGAACACCAGUAAGGAACAUCUCCAGCGGAACACCAACAAUAACCCCGAGAUCAUAAAUCUGAAGGACCUGAGUUCAGACAAAGAGCGUGUGAAGAGUCCAGAGGUGGAGGGGGGCUUGGACCCCCCCGGCGAGCUCGGGUGUGGGCAGGACCUGUGUGGACACGCCCGGGCACAUCUGGAGUGUGUGGCGGCCAUGCACAGGGCUCUGCUGGAGAGAUCUCUGAAGGUGAUCCUGGUGGAGCUGGAGGAGUUGGGUUCUUCAGACGUUGAGCUCCUCCCGGAGUCGGUGCGUCACCUGCGUCGGACUCAAGGCGCCGUUCGCUGGUGGAAGAGUCGGAGUCGUCGUCGGAGGAGGAGCGGCGCCCCCCGGUGGACGGCGUGCGGCGCGAGGACGACGGGCGACGACGCGGACGCGGACGUAGAGGCGCCGCUGUCGCCCUGCGUGUCUCCGAGCUGCAGGUUCUGGAAGGAGGUGCGGUACCGGAUGCCCGUGAGGUAGAGACGCGACGACGGCGCCGAGACCGGACGAUUCGCCGAGUCGGACGUCGACGGAAUAAAAACGUUUACUUUUCCUCGUCGCCGCCGCAGAGUCUCGUGUUUGAACUUUUAG